Messenger RNA from Choloepus didactylus (southern two-toed sloth), 6007 nucleotides. Its product is annotated as 10 kDa heat shock protein, mitochondrial-like. Gene Ontology annotation, cellular component: mitochondrial matrix. The record is from RefSeq and is a predicted model, not a curated record. The transcript has 2 exons. Bases 4967 to 5275 code for a protein of 102 amino acids. Lineage: Eukaryota; Metazoa; Chordata; Mammalia; Pilosa; Megalonychidae. Gene Ontology annotation, molecular function: protein-folding chaperone binding; ATP binding; metal ion binding.
GUUCAGACGUGUGCUCUUUGGCAUGUGAUCUAUUUUUUUUAAGGGAUAUGAUGUUUAAUAUACUAAUAUUCAUAAUAUAACAUAGCUGGCAAUUUUUUGGGGGGGUGGUUAUAUGAAGUUAAAAGUUGAAAUAGACAAGGAUUGAGGGAAAUGGACAAAAAUCACCAGACGGGGAGGGGGAGAAAAUGACCAUUUGGAUAUCAUGAAGUGUCAAACAAAUCUCUGAAGUAGGUAGUAUUAUCCCCAAUAUCAUUACAGAUUGGAAACCAAAUUGAGGGGCUGGUCCAAGGUCAAGCAUAUGUCACACAGUUGAGCUCGGACUUAAACCCAGGUCUGCCUCAUUUCAAAAUGUAUGUUCCCUGAAUAGGAUAUGACACCCUCAUAUGAAGUAGUUAAUAAAGCUUCCAUAAGAUCUAGGCUUCUCGCUAACCACUUUUGAUUUAGUAUUUUAGAAUGAAGGUUUAUAAAAAUAGCUUAAUGAGCAUUUUAAUAGGUUUCCAAAUAAUAGUAACCACAUGUUGUGAUACAAAAUGAGGGUGUUUAUUUAAAAUGCUUUAGUUUUAUAGAGGUAUAAUUUGAUUAGUGAGUCUGUACUUGUACUUUAGUCCUGUAACAGAUAAUGUUUGUUUUUCAUUUUAGUCUUGGGUACAGAUGGUAGGAGGCCUUGUGUUACAGUGGAAGAGACAGAAGCUUUGGAAUCAGAAGAUCUGGGCAGGCCCUGACUCAAUGACUAAUCAUGUUGUCAUUCUGGACAAGUCACUCCACCUCUCUGAGCUUCAGAUGCCCCUGUUGUUACACAGGGGGACCAGAUGGAGAACUUCACAAGUUUGCUCUUUGCUCUUAUUUUUUCAGUGACCCUGUAUGUAGGUGUCUGACUUACCUUUUUACCUCUCCUUUUGUUUAGCCCUGAUCUUGAAAUCAGUUUUCUUCCUGAGACCAUAUGGCAUGUGACCAUGCUUUAACAUUCUUUUCUCCUGCUUGGUCAGGUGCCUGGUGUUUUUUCACUGUACUGUACUACUUUGCUGAAAGUAAUUUGACUAACAUCAAAAGGUGGAUUUUCAGAUUUUCUACUUUAAUACUUACGAAUAAAAAUGGUUAAAAACUAGAUGUUCUGUGCUUAUAAAGUACAGGCUUAGUAAGUCAAGUUAAUGAUUAACAAAUCCUCAAGUCUCACAUCAGUUUCAUUGUCAAGUUUUAAGUACUAUGUGUUGUAAAGUUCUAUGAACUGUUUGUUUUGGGGAAAGGAGAAAUAUUAACCACAGGCAACAGGAGUAGAAAAGAAAGGAACAAAAUGUAGACUCAAAUUUGGGAUUGUGAAGAACAUGCUUAAGUAGCCAGCCUUCUUGUAUUCUUUGUCUAUAGUUGGUACUAAUCGUCUACUUAUGUAAAAUGGUCUGCUGGCUCAGAUCAAAGGGUGGUUUCCAGCCCAGGGCUCUAUCACUGAGAAGGGAUGAGGGUGAUGUUCACCACCCAUGAGCAUUCCUGACAACUCAAACAUCUAUUAUUAAGUAAUUUAUUCCACAAGCAGUUUUUAUCGUUCCUUAUGCUGGGAAUAUUGUUGUAGAUACAGGCCUCAAGGAACUCGCAGUCUAGGUUAAUGACUCUUCCCCUUCCAGCCAGUUCAUUUACUUCUGGAUAACACUGUCUCACACCAAUCUUUUGACCCUCCUCUCUCCAUUUGCAAUAUGUAUGAGUUGUAAAUUUUUCCUAUGUUUGUAAGUUUUUUUCUCUUUUUAAACAUUUUUAUUGUAACAUAUACAACAUAACAUUUCCCAUUUUAAACACUGUUGACUAUACAAUUCAGUGAUAUUAACUACAUUUGCAGUGUUGUGCUAUCAUCACCAAGUGCUUUCUGUUGAUUUGUAAUAUAUUUGAAUUGUGGAUUUUCUUCUACUUGUUUUUCAUAUGUCAUCUUUUCCCUUCUCGGUAUGUCAUGCUUUCAGAAUAUAAAACAGCUUUUCUCUAAAUAGUCAUUAAAUAAUACAAGUGUGUAAUAGUCUAAUAAAAUUCCUUAGCAGAAAUGAAAUGCCUAACCCAGAUACUUUUUCUCUUUAUUUUAUUUAUCUGUGCUUAUUUGAAAGAGUUAAGUACUAUAAUAGCUGAAGCCUAUUAGGGUUUCUCUUCUUUUUCUGUAUAAGUCUCACAUAAAGCAGAGUUUCCAGAUUGUUUUUUAUAGAGCACUGGUCUUAUUAGAGAUAAAUGGUUGUUUGGUGGGAGAGGUUCCACAGUCAAAUAAGUUUGGAAAACAUUGGAUUUAAUACAGUUAAUCAGAUUUUUAUUUUUGAUGGUAGUGGUUUUACUGUUUUCUGCAGAGCUUGUCAGAGUUUUUAAUAGUGUGCAUUGUGACUGUCCAGGAAGGAAAUACAAUGUGCAGUAUUUCCCAAUUUGUCAAGUUUAUUUGGUCACAAGAAUCCCUGCCCACCCCACCCCCCCACCUCCCCAAGAAAUACCAAUAAACAUCUAGAAGAAGGAGGGUGCUACUGGAAUACAGUUUGGGAAAUCUUCCUAUUUACAUACUUAUUGGUACAGAAUUCAAAGCAUUCAGUCUCUGAUUGAGAUAACUUUUCUUAAAUUUGAAAUCCAACUAAAGUUGGAAUAAUUUAUUUUCAGUUUUGCUAAGGAAAAGAAAGAACAUUUUAGACCAGUGGCUUUUCAAGCCUUUCUAUUUAAAAAAAAAAAAAAAAAAAUUUGGCUUCAACCUACAGUGAGAAAUUACAUUUGUGACCAGUAACCCAGCAUCUACAGACAGCACUCUCAAAACUGAAAGAGUUUCAUGAAACAAUAAGUAGGCCUUAACUAUGUAUGACGCAUUCUACUUUAUAGUCUAUUCUUUUUUUUUUAAUGCUUAUUAUGAACUAUUGCAAUAAUUCACUAUGCAAUGUGAAAAACACUGAGGUUGCAUGAAUUUAUAAACCCAUAAGAUGUUAGAAUGAGAAAAUACAGUAUACUGUUUUGUAUGUGAGAAGACUAAGUUCAGCGUGGAGAAAGAGAAGGGGCUCCAGCCUCUGAAUUCUAGGAUUCAGAUCCUGGUUGUAUGUCCUUGGGCAGGUAUUUAAUGCCCCCUCUGCCUCAGCUUUCUCAUCUAUAAAACCAUAGAACUUACACAUAAGGCAGUUGUGAAGAUUCAGUAAGAAAUACUUUUAUACAGUGAAUCUGAAAUGUGCUAAGUGCCCUAUUCAUUUUAGCUUUUUUUUUUCUUUUUAAUUACCUUAAGGUUCUCUGUGUUGUGCAAUCCCAUGGAUUUUUAAAAGUUGUAUUCUAAUAACAUAUAUACAACCUAAAAUAUCCUCCUUUAAUCACAUUCAAAUAUGUAAUUCAGUGCUGUUAAUUAUAUUCACAAUGUUGUGCUGCCUUUACCACCAUCUAUUACCACAACUUUUCCAUCAUGGCAAAUUGAGACUCUCUAUAAUUUAAGCCUUAACUCCCUCCCUACCCUUACUGCAAACUCUUUCUGAUGUACCAUACAUACUUUCAGAAACAUUUUAAGACUCUGAAUGUGUUGAAGCACCCUGUAAGUGAACCUGCAUGCUUUUAUCUGUGGCUAGAUGUAUCACUUGUAGGGGUAUCAGCCCCCUAAAAUAGUAAGUUUUAAAUUCUGAAAAGGCCCUCUUAAAGUUGUUUGGCUUCAUAGUUGCAAAUGGAUUCAUAGUUGCUGAGCUUUAGGCUAUCUUGCUGUAUAUUUUUUAAACUAGUCCCUUUUAACACUAUCUUAAAUUCAGAGUAAUCUUUCUUUUUAGUAUAUAAUUAAAUACAAAUAUGUAUAUAUUUGCACCAAUGAUUAAUUUAGAAAUCUUAUACUUUUAAUUCAGUAAAAGGAGGAUAAAAGUUGGUAUUUCCCUUUUUAUUCCCAUUUCUGCAGUUUUUAAAAAAUCCCUCCAUCCUCAGUAUUUUAUACUGCUAUUCGAGAUUUAAGAGUCUGAUCUAAGAAAAGGGACAUUUAGAGGAGAUUAACAAUGGUGGGGACCAAAUCCAAUUUGUAGGCUAGUCCCUGUUGCUGUUUACUUUACACAUUUAUUUUAUCUACUGAGGCAUGUAUGUCUUCUAGUCUUGGGUUAAAUGUUUCUUUAUUUCUUUCAUUGCCCACAUGUCCUCACUGUGGCUAGAAGUUGCUGAAAGAAGAGGUUCCAAUCAGCAUCGUUGACACAUUUCAGUAUGAAAGUAGCAUAAAAAUUAUCUGUGUAAGCGGAAGGAUUGAGGUAAAAAAAAGAGUACAUAAUCGGUAACAUAGCACGUGUAUGUUAGCUGCUAGUAUAUUUUUCUAAGACCUCUUCAUAUUUAAUCCUAUAAUAACCCUGUUUUCAUCCCCAUGUUUUCAGAUGAGUAAACAGAAAAAUAGAAGCUCAGUAGCUUGUCUAGGGUCAUAAACCUAGAAGGGGAUUCUAGAUUUGAAAGCCCAGUCCCAGAGCUUGAGCUCGUAAACUGCCAUACUCCACAUACUCUCCAGAAUGUAGCAUCCUGGAAUAUAGGAACUUUCUGUUACAGAGGCAGAUGAGGUCAAGUCUCCUGGUCAGUAUGUGUCAUAUCUCAGGGACUUAAAGAAAUUUCAUGUUACUGAGUUGCUGUUGGUGAUCUUUGAGGAGCUGUGAAGAAAGGGAACAGUGCACGAAGAUUGGAGAAGUGAAUGUAUUGUUUUCCCAAAAAAGGAAAAGGUGGAAUCUACAAAUCAUACAGACUGAACUUGAUGUUGAUUGCUGGAUAAAUUCUAGAAGGUGGUAAGUCCUUAGCUAAGUUUUGAUUUCUAGAAGCUACAAACUGUUUAUUAAAUAUUUCCUUUACUAAUAGGAUUCUGUUGAGUAAUCUUGGAUUAGGAUAUAGGUAGGAAAUGAAUAUCCGAAGGGAUUCAUAGUUUGACCCAUAUUUAAGAUUAUCUGAGAAAUGUUAAUGUGUGCAAUUUAAAUUUUAAUAUUUUCUAGAUACUUGAAAGUCAUUUUGGGAGAGCAGAGUAUGAGUUACGGCAACUGGAGCCAUGUCAGGACAGGCGUUUAGAAAGUUUCUUCCCCUCUUUGACCGAGUGUUGGUUGGAAGGAGUGCAACCGAAGCUGUAACUAAAGGAGGCAUUAUGCUUCCAGAAAAAUCUCAAGGGAAAGUAUUGCAAGCAACAGUAUUAGCUGUUGGAUCUGGAGCUAAAGGAAAGGGUGGACAGAUUGAACCAGUUAGCAUGAAAGUUGGAGAUAAAGUUUUUCUCCCAGAAUAUGGAGUCUCCAAAGUAGUUCUAGAAGAAAAGGAGUAUUUCUUAUUUAGAAAUAGUGACAUUCUUGGGAAGUAUACAGAGUGAAAUAUUCUUGAAAUGGCAUUAUGUGAAGCUGCCCAUUCCACUGAAGUUCUGAAAUCAUCCGUGAUGUAAAUAAUUUCUGUGUCUCUUACAAUAAACUGAUAAUUCAGUGUCUCUAAAAUUUAAUUUCACUGUACUGAUAUAAACAUUUCCAAAUAAAAAUAUGUAAAUUAAGUCAUUUUAAUCUGGUUUUUACAAGAUCAUUUUACUUGUGUUCAUUUUAUUAGAACAUAGCUAUCUAUGUUUUCCCAAGCCAUAUAUGGCAAAUUAGUCACAGAUACAGUGUCUUGCAUACCUGUGCCUUGCUUUCCCAAUUAGCUUAGGAGGAACUGGGAACUUUUACCAUCUCUCUGCAUGUGCACAGAGCAAAAUAAAUACUUCCUAAUUUUAUAUUGUUAAAAUCGUUCAUCCGUGCUAAGUUCAGUCAUAACCCAUCUUUUUACUCAAUAGCUAGUCUUGAUCUUGUCCCUGAAGUUACAUAAAGAGGGAGUGAUUAGAAGCUGAGUUAAUGGGAAGAGGGCUGGAUGCCUAGGAGAGCGCAGUCCUUCCUCAAGAAGCUAAAAUGUGCGGGAUGGUGAUUGGGAGGAUAACUUUCCUUUUUUUUUAAUUAAGAAAGCUCCCUCUCCCCACUUUUUAAGUUAAAUGUUGUAAGAGGAAGACGGGGAUGAGUGUGCUUCACGUAGGUUGUAUAUAGAUGUCCCAUAGGUGUCUGAAGAGAGCAAAGUUGUCUUUUAC